This is a messenger RNA of Vicia faba (fava bean), 849 nucleotides long. Lineage: Eukaryota; Viridiplantae; Streptophyta; Magnoliopsida; Fabales; Fabaceae. The record is from the annotation of a GenBank genome assembly.
AUGAUCCAGAUACUUGGAGAAAUUGGGGUAGUCGCGAAACCCAAAAAUCGUGAAACCAAAAAAGUUAAUAUCGGUGUUCCUAAUACUUGGAGAAAUUGGGGUAGUUGUGAAACCAAAAAAGUUAAUACCGAUGAUCCUAAUACUUGGAGGAAUUGGGGCAGUCGUGAAACCAAAAAAGUUAAUAUCGACGAUCCUAAUACUUGGAGAAAUUGGAGCAGUCGUGAAACCAAAAAAGUUAAUACUGAUGAUCCUAAUACAUGGAGAAAUUGGGGCAGUCGUGAAACCAAUAAAGUUAAUAGCGAUGAUCCUAAUACAUGGAGAAAUUGGGGCAGUCAUAAAACCAAAAAAGUUAAUACCGAUGAUCCUAAUACAUGGACACAUUGGGGUAGUCGUGAAACCAAAAAAGUUAAUACCGCUGAUUCUAAUACUUGGAGAAAUUGGGGUAGUCGUGAAAUAAAAAAUGUUAAUAUCGGUGAUCCUAAUACUUUGAGAAAUUGGAGUAGUCGUGAAACCAAAAAAGUCAAUACUGAUUAUCCUAAUACUUGGAGAAAUUGGGGUAGUCGUGAAACCAAAAAACUUAAUACCGAUGAUCCUAAUACUUGUCGUGAAACCAAAAAAGUUAAUACCGAUAAUCCUAAUACAUGGAGAAAUUGGGGCAGUCGUGAAACCAAUAAAGUUAAUACCGAUGACCCUAAUACAUGGAGAAAUUGGGGCAGUCGUGAAACCAAUAAAGUUAAUACCGAUGAUCCUAAUACAUGGAGAAAUUGGGGCAGUCAUGAAACCAAAAAAGUUAAUACCGAUGUCCUAAUACAUGGACACAUUGAGGUAGUCGUGAAACCAAAAAGUUAA